GCAACCCUCAUGGCCCCGUUCAAGAAGGAAAAUCCACUACAUUCAGUGAUCGCGGGGUCCACUGCUGGAGCCAUUGAAGCGUUUGUAACCUACCCCACUGAAUUCGUGAAAACGCGCUCCCAGUUCAGCGGAAAGAGAGAAAGUCCCAUCGCCAUAAUUCGAGAAACUCUGCGCACAAAAGGCAUUACUGGUCUCUACUCUGGAUGCACAGCUCUUGUUGUCGGCAACUCCGUCAAAGCUGGGGUAAGAUUCGUGACAUAUGAUCACUUCAAGAAUAUGCUGGCCGACUCUGAGGGAAAAGUUAGCGCUCCGAGAAGUUUACUUGCUGGUCUGGGAGCCGGCAUGAUGGAAGCAAUCUUCGCUGUUACGCCCUCAGAGACUAUCAAGACCAAACUCAUCGACGAUGCUAAGCGACCUAAUCCUCAAUACCGCGGUUUGGUGCACGGAAGCAUCUCUAUAGUCAGGGCGGAGGGCAUUUUUGGUAUAUACCGCGGCCUCUUCCCAGUCAUGAUGCGCCAGGGCGCCAACUCCGCUGUACGAUUCACCACCUACUCGACCAUCAAGCAGUUUGUUCAGGGCCAGGCCCGACCGGGGCAAACCCUCCCCGCAACAAUCACGUUUGGGAUUGGUGCUAUCGCGGGACUGGUCACAGUCUAUACUACGAUGCCUCUCGACGUUAUCAAAACCAGGAUGCAGACUCUAGAAGCCAGAUCGCAAUACCGAAAUUCCUUCCAUUGUGCCUACCGUAUCUUUACAGAGGAAGGUAUACUCCGUUUCUGGACCGGCACAACUCCGAGGUUGGCCAGACUAGUUAUGGCUGGAGGAAUUGUCUUCACUGUCUACGAAAAUGUCAUCUCCCUACUCAAUCCUCGUCAGCAGGAAUAA
This is a messenger RNA of Mycena indigotica, 885 nucleotides long. RefSeq names its product Mitochondrial tricarboxylate transporter. The transcript has 10 exons. NCBI's taxonomy places the organism in Eukaryota, Fungi, Basidiomycota, Agaricomycetes, Agaricales, Mycenaceae. Gene Ontology annotation, biological process: mitochondrial citrate transmembrane transport. Bases 10 to 885 code for a protein of 291 amino acids. The record is from RefSeq and is a predicted model, not a curated record.